AUUGGAAGGGGGAGAUGUGAGUAGCAGAGAAAGUAUCACCUACUCAGACAUACAAAUACAUCUAUAGUUAUGAAUUCAAUUGCCAUCUUCAUCCUCAUUCGAAUCCACAACGGCCAGCUCCCUCCACGUGACCUUCUCUCCUGCGCAUUCUUUGCGCUCCAACACAUUAUUGCAUAGAUUGAUAGAGUCAACAGCAAUCACGAUACAAUACACGGUCCUAUUAUGCAUUCUGUUAGCCGGUGACAGAGCAGCAGAUCUGAUGUCAACGUGUAUAUGAUCUAUGAUUCUCUCUUCCGGCUCACUGCCCAACAGUACGCCGCCUAGUUCCUAACUCCAAACUCUCAUCCUACAGUCGCCAGCUUACACCCUCACAAUGGCCAUCCCCCCUGCUACAGCGGCCUCUGCCUCUUCGCUACAAAAACGGCAGCGUCGUGAAUACCAUCACCGCCUCCAAACACCUAUGACACCAGACCUGCCUGAUUCUGCCUUCACAGACACCACCGCCGUGGAUACAUUACUCAAGCUCUCCAUUGGUGUGCUCGUCCACGACUGCGGCUUCACUCAUGCGGACCCAGUUGCGCUGGAUAGUUUUAGGAGUGCGGUUGAGGAGUACAUCCUGCAUAUCCUCUCUUACACCCGCCAAUCCAUGUCCUCCUGUCGCCGCAUGCAGCCCAUCCCCCUCGAUUUCGAACAUGCUUUCCGAAAUACCAAUAUCCAUCUCGACUCUCUGCACAAAUACCUAACACCGCCGUCCCCACAACGGGAACAACAAAUAAUACCACCCCUCCCCACCCCACCCCCCUCCGCCCCCAACCCAGCCACAGACCUCCCCUUCCUCGGCCCAGAUCUCAGCGGCACCCAACACCGCCAGCUGAGUACACAUAUCCCCAAACACUUCCCCAAUUUCCCCAGCAAGCACACCUACCAGGAGACGCCGGUGUUUACGACGCGAGAGACAGAUCCGAGGAAGAUUCGUGAGAAGGCCACAGAGGAGGGCCGCUUGGGGGAGGAGGCGUUGAGGAAGCUGGCGAGGGCUGGGAGGGAGGGAUUGCUAUUUCGAGAUGGGGCGGAUGGGAGUGGGGAUGGGGAUAGCGGGAAGAAGUUGUGGGGGAGCCGGUUGGAGAGUAUGGAGAGUAUGUUCGAGAAGGCGGUUAAGGGGGUUGUUGGUGGAGGCGGGGCGGGAGGGUUAGGGACUGAUGCUGAGUUCUCGUUGUCGUCACCGUUGAAAGUUCCUGAGAAUGGGACGCUAGAGUUGAGUCCGAUUGUGAAUUGCGACAGAGUUUAUUGGCGGAAGCAGACGAGGGCGGAUGUGCGCAAGGUUGAUAAGCGGACGAUGCAUAAUAGUAAUAAUAAAGGGGCUAGGGGCGCGUUGGUUUAGCAGAGGGAUUAGGUGGAUUCGUUCUUUUGUUCGCUUUUCGUUUUCUUCCAUCUCUAGGUUAUCGAUGCCAGGAGUUUCGGUUUGGGGGGUUUGGGUUGGGAUUUAACAUUGGGAAUGGCAUAGAAAUGGCCAUUUGCGUGUCUUACAAGGACGAUACGGCACAUGCAUCGUUCAUGAAUAUUUAUUAUACCAUCCGAGUUUAUUCGUAAUUCGUGGCGUUAUUUGUUCUUCUUGUGCUUCUCGCAAACAUUUACACGGUCAUUGCUUUCCCUCCUCUUUCUUUCCCUUCCCCUUCCUCUCCCACGUUGUAGUCUCAACCGUAAGCCCUCCCGCACAUCUGUCACGACCGAAGUCAGCUGGAAAUCCUCGUACAUAAAUAAAUAUACGAAUUAUACGAAUACGCAUAUAGUGCCAUACGAUACGCACCGCCUAAACAACCGAACCACACUCUCGCACUCUAUGACACCGCCGCCUGCAGCUCCUUGUGGCGGCCCCUUCUCCGGUGGGUUACAGGAGUACUGCACCAUCUCCAUCAGAGCGCAUUCGGAGAGGUUCACACCGGGCGGCUUUCGGGCGGUUUCCUGGAAGUUUUUUGUGGUUGUUUGGACUGCGGUGGGGAGGGCGGAGGUCGGGAAGGAAUGCGUUAGGGGAGACAUUGUGGAUUAGAUUGGAGUAGAUGGAUACGUUUGACGGGUGGGAGAGAAUAGGAGCGAUUGAUUGAUUGGCAUGAGAGUGUAAUUAGGGGGUA
Blastomyces gilchristii SLH14081 is the source of this 2126-nucleotide messenger RNA. Its product is annotated as bromodomain associated protein. Gene Ontology annotation, molecular function: protein heterodimerization activity. Lineage: Eukaryota; Fungi; Ascomycota; Eurotiomycetes; Onygenales; Ajellomycetaceae. Gene Ontology annotation, cellular component: transcription factor TFIID complex. The record is from RefSeq and is a predicted model, not a curated record. The coding region runs from base 374 to 1378 and encodes 334 amino acids. The transcript is spliced from 2 exons. Gene Ontology annotation, biological process: transcription initiation at RNA polymerase II promoter.